Molecule: messenger RNA, 974 nt
Organism: Nematolebias whitei (Rio pearlfish)
Lineage: Eukaryota; Metazoa; Chordata; Actinopteri; Cyprinodontiformes; Rivulidae
Gene: psma4
Product: proteasome 20S subunit alpha 4
Exons: 9
Coding region: 111-896 (261 amino acids)
Biological process (GO): ubiquitin-dependent protein catabolic process
Cellular component (GO): proteasome core complex; proteasome core complex, alpha-subunit complex; nucleus
Source: RefSeq, a predicted model, not a curated record
GGGACACCGGUGGACAUGCGAGGAAACAUCAAACUGAAAGUAGCAGCGGAGCUUCCAGUCUGAGUAACCGUGCGACAAGUUAUACGGUUUUAUUUCAGUGACCUGAGAAAAUGUCUCGCAGAUAUGACUCUAGGACAACCAUAUUUUCACCUGAAGGACGCCUGUAUCAGGUGGAGUACGCCAUGGAGGCUAUCGGUCAUGCUGGAACGUGCCUGGGGAUUCUGGCCAACGAUGGAGUGCUGCUAGCUGCAGAGAGACGCAACAUCCACAAACUGCUGGAUGAAGUUUUUUUCUCUGAGAAGAUCUACAAGCUCAACGAAGAUAUGGCGUGCAGUGUUGCUGGGAUCACGUCAGAUGCAAACGUACUGACAAACGAGCUGCGGCAAAUUGCACAGAGGUAUUUAUUGCAGUACCAGGAACCAAUACCAUGUGAGCAGCUGGUGACAACUCUGUGUGACAUCAAGCAAGCCUACACACAGUUCGGAGGUAAGAGACCAUUCGGUGUCUCUCUGCUCUACAUCGGUUGGGACAAACACUACGGGUUCCAGUUGUACCAGAGUGACCCCAGCGGCAACUAUGGAGGCUGGAAAGCAACCUGCAUUGGCAACAACAGUGCUGCUGCAGUCUCCAUGUUGAAGCAGGACUACAAAGAGGGGGAGAUGACCCUUUCUUCUGCUCUGGCUUUAGCCGUCAAAGUCCUCAACAAAACAAUGGAUGUCAGCAAGCUCUCAGCGGAGAAAGUUGAGAUCGCCACCUUGACGCGUGAAGAUGGAAAAACAAAAAUCAAGGUGCUGAAACAGAAGGAGGUCGAGGAACUCAUCAAACGUCACGAGGCAGAAGAGGCCAAGGCUGAAAAAGACAAAAAAGAAAAGGAGCAAAAGGAGAAAGACAAAUAAGACAGACAAAAAAACAACAAUUCCCCAGCUGUUUCAUUAAUUCCUGUAUUGUUUUGUCUUUUACAAUAAACUCUGAGA